GGAUCUUUUAUAUCACGGAUAUCUGUAGUUUCUAGGCAUGCACCGGACCACUCGAUUGAUUGCUGGCGGUUUCGUGGCUGCGUUUGCUGCGCUUGAUGGUCAUUUAAUCCUUCCGUCUCCCUCUAAUCCCCCUUCCACAAAUUCACGGACAUUAUCCAGCUUCUAUUCGAAAGCAAGAUCCUACUUGCGUGAAUGGAAGCUAUUGGCCUCAGUGCAGGCCGAAACUGGGGACGCGAUUCCCGAGGUUACUCCUUGGAAUUGGAAUUGGGAUGGAAUGCAUCGAGAGACAAAUGCGACGAGUAGCUGCCUCGCUCGUGGAGAUGAACCUUCACGGAAGCCUAGAUGUUCUCGACACUUGAUUUUUAUUCGUCAUGGACAGUACCACUAUGCUGACUCCGAUGCUGAAUGUCAUCUGACUUCAUUAGGCCAUGAACAACUAAACUUCACGGGACUUCGUCUGAAGCAUCUCAACUUUCCUUAUCUGACUCUCUACUAUUCCACCAUGACUAGAGCUGUUGAGUCGACCGAAGAGGUACUUAAACACCUGCCGGAUGUGAAAGUGGUGCCUUCAGUGUUGUUGCGCGAAGGUGCCCCCUAUCCACUGGAACCACCAAUCCCGUCCUAUCGCCCAACCGCGAAAGAACUAAAAGAGGACGGCGAGCGGAUUGAAUCUGCCUUUAGAACGUUUGUCCAUCGUCCCGAUGCCAGUCAAACGCAGGACACUUACGAAAUUUUUGUGUGUCACGGGAAUGUGAUCCGUUAUAUUGUUUGCCGUGCUCUACAGUUGCCACCUGAGGCGUGGAUUCGUUUCUCACUCGAUCAUGGAAGCAUAACUUGGCUAGUAAUCCGGUCAGAUGGUCGGGUAGCUCUCAAGUGUUUGGGUGAUUCAGGUCACAUUCCUCCUGACAGAAUAUCUGUACAGUGAUUAAGCGCCUUUUGCACACACGCCAGAUUCUCCACGUGGUCUUUUGCAUUUUGUCUUCGGUUUUAUUAUUUAUGCGCUUUUCUUUUGCAUUAUUCUGGUUUUGAUUAGUCAACCCUAUCUUCUUGCCAUGUAUCUAGGAUUUAAAUUUAGUUGUGAAUGCCAUCCUCUUCCAAAUGACCUGAUGUACACGAUGAUCAAAUAAUAAUAGACUUCCUACACUCUUUUGUCGCAAUCCCCCAUCAAACCGGUGAGUGUGUGUGAAAUGCCACUUAGUGAUGCAGCGCAGAUAUCUCCCAUCCACAUUACCAACUUGCUGAAUAAUUUUAAAUAUUUUUACGCAACUUAUUUAUUGCUAGUUGAAUUUUAUCUUUUAUAAACCUCUGAUACACUAAA
This is a messenger RNA of Dicrocoelium dendriticum, 1318 nucleotides long. The record is from the annotation of a GenBank genome assembly. Lineage: Eukaryota; Metazoa; Platyhelminthes; Trematoda; Plagiorchiida; Dicrocoeliidae.